UACUUUAUUUACACUGCUGAAAAUGUUCUUAACAUUUGUCAUAAUUACUUAAAGCAAAGAAAUUGUAUCCGCUCUCGUCGGACUUCAGCUGCAUAUUUUCUGCCAUUUUCUUGAAAUCUGAAAAUGUUGUGAAGCCACGCCCAUUUUCUGAAGAAUUGUAUUAUCGGCCCUAAAAGCACAGAGUGUCCAGAGCUGGUAUACUUUGUAUAUUGGCGAAUUUAGUACGACAUCCUAGAACUCUUGGCAUACUAACUCUAUCCAUACAAUAACCAAUACGCAUGCUACAUACUCAAUUUACAUCACAAAUAGUACGGUUAGUGCAGUUAGUAUGAAUAUUUCGAAACACAGCUCUAGAGUGUUAGAUGUCCACAGAAUUUGCUGUUCUAAAAUGAUACGGACAGCAUUUGUAGUCUUUUCUGGGUGCAGAAGGCUAGUGAAUGGCUUACCUGAAAACAAGAGUAGAAUAGUUUUACAUACCUGGCUAGUAACAUAAAGUGGACUAUGGCAAACUGUGAUUAUGUGUGUUUGUGCAUGUGCUUGAGUGUGUGUGCACCCUUCUGUGUCUGUCUGAAUAAUGCAGCAGGAGUAAUAUUAGAACUGAGCAUGUGCAGGAGAUGUCUACCCCUCGCAAAACCUCUAAAUCCCUCUAAACAUAUACAUCUCUCUCUCUCUCUCUCUCUCUCUCUCUCUCUCUCUCUCUCUCUCUCUCUCUCUCUCUCUCUCUCAUUGGGCAGGGCUGUAAGUACACUGGGCAGGGCUGUAAGUACACUGGGCUAGUGAGACAGAGAGAGAAGGGGAGAGAGAAAGGGGAAGGGAGAGAGAGUGUAACUGGAAAGGAGACAGAGGGAGAGUGGAAAGAGAGCCCGGAGGGUGCUUGCCCGGAAGGAGAUUGAGUGGCAGUGAAGAAGAGAGAUAGAGAAAGGGUGGUGCCUCAGGGAAUAAGAAACAGGGUGAGGCAGCAGAGUGAGAGGAGAGAGCAGUGUGCGUGUGACUGGAGGGAUCCAGACAUGGGACUAGCGCUGCAAUGACAACCAUGCUUAGCCCUAAAAACAGACAGACACGCAGGGCCCGCUCUAAGAGCAUGGUGCUGGGCCGCUGCAGUUCUCCUCUAGGCCAGGAGAUGACGUUGAAGGCCGGCUGGCUGAAGAGACAGAGGAGCAUCAUGAGGAACUGGCAGCUGCGGUGGUUCGUUCUCCACACUGAAGCACUGUACUUCUAUAAGGACCAGGAUGAGACUAAACCUCAGGGAUGCAUCAUUCUCCAGGGCAGUCAGGUCAGUGAGCUGUCGGCCAAUCAGGAUGAAGCUGGUCGCCACCUGUUUGAGAUUGGUCCAGGAAGCAAUGGAGAGAAGGAUCGUUCAGGUCUGAGCGAGUCUUUCCUGUUGAUGGCUAAGUCUCAGAGUGACAUGGAGGAAUGGGUCAGAGCCAUUCGAAGAGCUAUAUGGGCCCCGCUAGGAGGAGGUAACACACACAUGCACACACAAACACACACAUGCUCAUACACAUACUCAAACACAAAUACACACACAGACACGCACACACACACACACAAACAUGUAAAGUCCUGUAAGAGCAAGUUGAUUGUGUGUGUGUGUGUGUGUUCUUGGAAUCUGGGUGUCAUUGCUCUAGGUAUUUUUGGGCAGCAUUUAGAGGAGACAAUGCAGUGUGAGAGUGGGUGUGGCAGCAGCAGCAAGCCUCUGGUGCCUCUGCUGGUGCAGCAGUGUGUGUGUUUUAUACACCAGCACGGCCUAACGGAGGAGGGGCUGUUCAGAAUGCCUGGACAGACCAAUCACGUACGAGAGCUGCAGGACGCCUUUAACUGCGGGGAGAAACCACUGUUUGACAGUAACACUGAUGUCCACACGGUGGCGUCCCUGCUGAAGCUGUACCUCAGGGAGCUGCCAGAGCCUGUGGUGCCUUUCAACAAAUACACAGAGUUCCUCUCCACCGUUCAGCUCCUGGCCAAGGACCAGGAGGAGGGGAUCCUUGAGCUGGGCAGGCAGUUGAAGAGUCUUCCUCAGGUCAACUACAACCUCCUCAGAUACGUCUGCAGAUUCCUAGAUGAGGUCCAGUCCCACUCAAGUCAAAACAAGAUGAGUGUUCAGAACCUGGCCACUGUGUUCGGGCCCAACAUCUUCCGACCCAAGAUGGAAGACCCACAAAUCAUGAUGGAGGGUAGUUCCCAGGUGCAGCACCUGAUGACUGUACUGAUCAGUGAACACUCUCGUCUGUACCAGGGGCAGGCAGAGACUCACAGGGAGGACCAAUCUGCCCCUUCUCCAACUCCCUAUCCCCGGGUCCCCCCGAUUCAGCGCUGCAGGGUAGAAUGGCUCUCACAGGAGGACAUCCUGCCCCCCAACCCCUCCAAGGACUAUACAUCCCUGGAACAGACCCCUAACACCCCAAGCCAGGAACCACUUCAACCCCUCCCGACCUCCGCAGUGUCCUCUCUUGACACUGACCGCCCUGGAUCAACCCCCAAGGAAAGAACAGAGGGAGAUUCUGAGGGAAUGAAUGGUGGAAGAACAGAAGAAAAGACGGAGAGAAAGAGUGAAGGAAAGAGCGGAAUAAAACUCUCGGGUGGUAGUGGCGCAGACCUCAGCCCCAGUAAACAGUCCAAAAGCCAGUCUUCAUGGAGGUCCUCUUUGAAGGGUAGGUCCGGGUCAGGGGGGGUAAGGGGGAAGUUGGGGGGGUCAGCAGUUGAUGUGUCGACAGUCACCGGAGGCCACUGGCUGAUGAAUGGCCUGACGUCCUUCCGGAGUCACCGACGGACCGCUUCGACUGGCGAACGACUCAAAGAGUCCUCGCUUUGCCUGAAAGAGACACAUAUAGAUUCUCUGCUAGACUCAUAUACUGAGUCCUCUUUGUCACUAAAAGACUCCCAAAGAAGCAUGCUAAAAGACUCAUCUCCUUUACAUAUAGACUCCUCCUGUUCUACUAUAGUCUCGUCCUGUCCCAAUAUAAAGCCCUCCCAAUCUGUCAGAAACUCCCCCCAUUCCAACAGGCUCUCGACCUAUGACAACGUUAAUGUCACUCCCUGCAGUCUGAGCUUGCCCAUUGGCAGCCCCUCCCCCUGGACCUCUUGUGAGAUCCCAUUGGCUGAAUCUACAGGAAGUGAGCACGGGACACUGAUUUCUGGUUUAGGGUCAGGGCCGUCUGUGGCAGGGCCCUCGAUACCUGGGGACAGUAGCUCUCCUCUAGAGCUGUGUGUGAGCAGCGCUGACUGGAAUGAGGGUGACCCUGGGGAUGACAUCACAGGUCAGAGGUCAGGGGUCAAUGAGGGUCUGUUCAGCCUGGUGACGGAGUUGAAGGAGGAGCUGAGGAGACAGAGGAUCAGCUAUGAGAUACGCAUACAAAAGUUAGAGGAUUCGUGUUCAGGUCUUCGUCUCCAGUCUGGUCGUUUAGAAGAGGAUCUAGGCCAGGAGAAGAAGAGGUUAUUCAUGUUGGAGAUCCAACUGGGGAACUCGGAACGCGCAAGGCAAGAUGCUGAGACUCGGAAUGUUCUCCUGCAGAAAGAGAUGGAAGAGUUAUUUGCUACACUGGGGAACCUGACCACUGGCACAGAUACCAGCUAGACCUGAGCAGACAGCAUUAGCCCACCGAGCAAAAGCCUACAAACUGGGCACAAACUGAAUGACUCACUGUUGUUUCAACAUAAUAUGUCAACGUAUAGCGACAUGGAAUUUGAGGAAAAUGCAUUCGAUUUGAAAAAAGUAAUGAACGUAAAAUGUUGUUUUGAGGGUGAUAUUUCAAACACGGGAUUAUGUCAUCCUGGUAACCAAAUUUCAACAUAGACAAACCUUGUAUCAAAUAUGUUGAACUUGUACCUUUAAGAAAACAUCAGAUCUUCAACCUUAUAUCCACGAUAAAAAAAAAUAACUAUAGGCUGGGCAGCACCUCCUGCUGGAUAAUGUAUCUAUAGCUACCCUUUGGUCUCCCAUCCAGGGUUUUAACCAAGCUUAGCCCUGCGGAACUAUUAUAUUUGUCACUGACUAUCACUAAUGUUCUAUUGCGAGAAUGAUUGUUAAGAGAUCUCCACUUAUUCCACAAACUGGAAUUAAAGCCAGACUAAAUCAGUGGCACAGAUGGAACUAUCCAAGCAGAAGACACAUCUCCUUCAAAUGUUGAUAUUUGGUUGUGUUGGCAACCAAACACAAUUCAAUGUCACUUUUGAAAUACUAUAAAUAGCCUAUAAACUUGUCGACAAAUUGUAUGUUGGAUUCACUUCUCUAACUCAACCAAAAAUAAAAGUUAAAGAAUAGGAUUAAGCCAGUGGCUCAGAUGCAACUAUCCAAGAAGUAGAUACAUCUCCUAACACAAUUCAAUAUGGGCCCGAUUCAGACGUAGGAAAGGCGUAUAUUUCCUACGCACGCCUUUCCUACACACUUCUCAGUAGUUCCUAUUCAGACUUACCUUAUGCAGGUGCGUAAAGGGCUUUGAAGGUGUGGUUCCCUUGCACACUCAGAAUAAAUGUAAUUCGACUGCUGAAAACCCUCCCACUUGCUAGCUAACAUAUUUUCUUGUGGAGUUUUCAUUGAAUAGGGUUUUCAGUACAUUACCCCUUUAAAUUAGGUGUACCUUUUCAUUUGAAUUUUCUCAACAGACUCACUAGAAUAUACAGUGCCUUCGGAAAGUAUUCAGAGCCCUUGACUUUUUCCACAUUUUGUUACGUUACAGCCUUGUUCUAAAAUUGAUUAAAUAGUUUUUUCCCCUCAUCAGUCUACACACAAU
Molecule: messenger RNA, 4730 nt
Organism: Oncorhynchus mykiss (rainbow trout)
Lineage: Eukaryota; Metazoa; Chordata; Actinopteri; Salmoniformes; Salmonidae
Product: rho GTPase-activating protein 22
Biological process (GO): activation of GTPase activity; signal transduction
Cellular component (GO): focal adhesion
Molecular function (GO): GTPase activator activity
Source: RefSeq, a predicted model, not a curated record